UCACAAAUGCAUUUGUCGCACCUGCUGACAAUUCAAAGGAAAAUGCCGAAAACCUGUACUAAGGCAACAACGCUGUCACGUUUAGGCAAUUACAGAUACCACUGAGAUAUUGAAACCCAGUGUUGAUGUUUUCAGGUACUGUCAUGAGACUCUUUCCCAACAACUUACGCCUCUCAUAAUAAACUAAUCAGCUGAUAAAUAACUCCAGAAUAGUUUAAGCAUGUUUCACCGCAUGAAGAAAGACAAGGAGAAGGAUAAGGACUUGGGUAAGAAGGAAAAGAAAGACAAGAGAGACAAGAAAGAACGUAUGUCUCAGUCUGAGUUAAAGAGUCUAGAAGAGAUGAGCAUACGUAGAGGCUUCUUCCCACUUAAUCGAAGAAACUCCAAGAAGGACUCUAGGAGCAAGCUGGAGAUCUCUAGUCCUAUCCCAAUUAAGGUGGCUAGUAACACAGAACUCUCCCUGACUGACCUUGAUGCUGAGCAGCAUCACAAGACCGUGGAGCAGAGAGUGGGCCAACUAAGUGCAAUUACCUCUGAAGAUGUGACGGGAAAUGAGGUGGAAAGUAAUCGCAGCUCUGUGAAGGAGAGAGCAGCUAAAUUUGGGGAACUGGCCAAGAUGAAUACAGUGGUGGGCCAGAGGAAAAUAACCACCCUUUCUCAGGUGACCAAAAAGGACAAUGCUUUGGAGGCUUCAACUCUUUCUGGGCAUAACUGGACUGCACCUUUUACAAAGUUACACCCUAGUUCAAAGGGCACCAUCACAGUUCAAAUUCCUGAGAUUGUGGAGAAAACCUUCCCUGGUGCAGACCUACAGUUACCUGCACUUGUCUCUCCGCCAGCACCAGAUCCAAGAGAACUUGAGCUACAGCGACGCAGCACUGGGGAUUUCGGCUUCUCUUUGCGGAGGACCACCAUGCUAGACAGACAGCCUGAUGGUGGAGUGUGCCGGCGUUUGGUGCAUUUUGCCGAACCAGGUGUUGGGACCAAGGACCGGGCUCUGGGCCUGGUGCCAGGAGACAAACUAGUAGAAAUCAAUGGGGUCAACGUGGAGAACAAAAACAGGGAUGAGAUAGUGGAGAUGAUUCGUCAGUCUGGAGAGUCAGUACGGCUAAAGGUGCAGCCAAUUCUCGAGCUGAGUGAGCUGAGCCGCAGUUGGCUGAGGACCACUGAAGGCCCGAACAAAGAUCGCAUCAGAGGCUACAAAACUUCUCAGGGAAAGACUGAGGAACAGCUAACAGCAGAGAGAACCUGGUAUAACACUGAAAAAGUAUGGCUUGUCCACAAGGAUGGAUUUUCCUUGGCAACGCUUCUGAAGACGGAGGCAGGCAGUCUGCCAGAGGGGAAGGUGAAAAUCCGCCUGGAGAGUGAUGGAUCUUUAUUGGAAGUGGAUGAAGAUGAUGUAGAGAAGGCAAACCCUCCAAUGUUUGACCGAGUGGAGGACCUGGCCUCUCUGCAGUAUCUGAAUGAGUCGAGCGUGAUGCACUCUCUGAGGCAGCGGUAUGGCAGUAACCUGGUGCACACCCACGCUGGGCCCAACAUGGUGGUCAUUAACCCCAUUAGUGCCCCUUCAGUGUACUCGGAGAAGGUGAUUCAAAUGUUUAAGGGCUGCAGAAGGGAUGACACUGCUCCUCACAUUUAUGGCUUAGCACAAGCUGCCUACAGGAACCUGCUGACGACUCGCCAGGAUCAGUCCAUAGUAUUGCUGGGCAAGAGUGGAAGUGGCAAGACCACUAACUGUCAACACAUCAUCCAGUAUCUGGUUACGGUAGCAGGAAGCACCAACAGAACAUUCUCCACGGAAAAAUGGCAGGCAGUCUAUACUGUUUUGGAGGCUUUUGGGAAUGCUUCUACUUGCAUGAAUGGGAACGCUAGUCGUUUCACCCAUAUCGUUUCCUUGGACUUUGACCAAGCAGGCCUGGUGACGUCAGCCUCAAUCCAGACAAUGCUUUUGGAGAAGAUGAGAGUGACAAGAAGACCAGAUGGAGAGUCCACUUUUAAUGUUUUUUACUACCUGAUGGCUGGAGUAGAUAGCUCUCUGAGAACCGAGCUGCACCUUAACCAUUUUGCUGAAAACAGUGCGUUUGGAAUCACACCACAAACUAAGGCAGAGGAUAAACAGCGGGCCUCCCAGCAGUUUUCCAAACUGCAAGCAGCCAUGAAAGUUCUGGGGAUCAGUGCUGAUGAGCAGAGGGCCCUCUGGCUCAUCCUUGGGGCCAUCUACCACCUUGGGGCUGCAGGAGCUACUAAGGCUGGCAGGAAACAAUUUGCACGUCAUGAGUGGGCCCAGAAGGCAGCCUACCUGCUGGGCUGCACCCUGGAGGAGCUCUCCUCUUCCAUCUUCAAGCACCAGGCCAAGGGCACCCUGCCCAGAGCCAGCACCAUUCGGCAGGCUUCUGACGAAAAUGGCACAGCAGAUGCAGGAUCCAAAGCCACAGCCAUUGAGUGUUUAGAAGCCAUGGCAUCUGGGCUUUACUCUGAACUCUUCACUGUCGUCAUUUCUUUAGUAAAUCGGGCUCUGAAAUCCAGCCAGCACUCCCUGUGCUCUCUGAUCAUUGUGGACACACCAGGCUUUCAAAACCCAAGGCUGGGUAAACGCGAAUGUGGUGCAACCUUUGAGGACCUAUGCCACAACUACACUCAAGAGCGUCUGCAGACCCUCUUCUACCAGCGUACUUUUGUUCAGGAGCUGGAGAGAUACAAAGAGGAAAACAUAGAACUUUCCUUGGAUGACACAGAAACCAGCACGUCUCUGUCUGUGGCAGUGGUAGACCAGCCCUCGAGUCAAGCACUGGUACGAACAGGACGAACAGAUGAGGCCCGGGGCCUGUUGUGGUUGAUGGAGGAGGAGGCACUGCAGCCUGGGGGAUCAGAGGAAACGCUGCUGGGACGCCUGUUUAGCUACUACGGACCUGCUGAGGGCGAGAGUAAAGGUCACACUUUCCUGCUGAAGAGUGAAAAAGACCAUCAUUUCCUGCUGGGCCACAGCCAUGGAACCGACUGGGUGGAGUAUGAUACACGUGGAUGGCUCAACUAUGCCAAGCAGAAUCCUGCCUCUACCAAUGCUGCGUGCCUCCUACAGGACUCGCAGAAAAAGAUCAUCAGCUCAUUGCUAAUGAGCCGAGCAGGCGGAGCCACUGUUUUGUCCGGGUCCAUUGCUGGCCUUGAAGGGGUUUCCCAACUGUCUUUGCGGCGGGCUACUAGCAUGAGGAAGUCUUUCAUCACAGGAGUAGCUGCUAUCAAGAAGAAGUCCUUGUGCAUUCAGAUAAAGCUUCAAGUGGAUGCUCUCCUUGACAUGGUGCGGAGGUCCAGGAUUCAGUUUGUUCACUGCAUAUUGCCCAAGGCGGAUGCCCUCAAGGCGCUGAGUGGAUCUCUGUUCAAAGGAGUGGAAUGUGAGGCUCAAGGGGAGAGUGGAGAUCCUAGUUUAAUGCAGCUAGAUGUAGCCUUGCUCCGCGCUCAGAUACGUGGAUCUAAGCUACUUGAUGCUCUACGAAUUUACAGACAAGGUUACCCUGAUCACAUGGUGUUCUCUGAGUUUCGACGGCGCUUUGAUGUGCUGGCACCACAUCUCACCAAGAAGCACGGAAGAAAUUAUAUCGUGAAGGACGAGAAGAGAGCUGUAGAGGAGCUAUUGGAGUCCUUGGAUUUGGAGAAGAGCAGCUACCACAUGGGUCUGAGCAGGUUGUUCUUCAGAGCUGGAACCUUGGCUAAGCUGGAGGAACAGAGGGAUGAGCAGACCAAGCGUAAUCUAACCCUCUUCCAAGCUGCCUGCAGAGGUUACCUGGCACGGCAAGCCUUCAAGAAGAGAAAGAUUCAGGAUUUAGCAAUCCGGUGUAUUCAAAAAAACAUCACGAAGAACCGUGGCGUGAAGGACUGGCCAUGGUGGAAGCUCUUUACCACAGUCCAGCCCCUCAUUAAAGUCCAGCUCACAGAGGAACAGAUGCGGAAUAAAGACGAGGAGAUUCAGCAGCAGAAAUUGAAGCUCGAGAGAGUGGAGAAAGAGCGAAAUGAGCUGAGACUCAAUACAGAUCAAUUGGAGAGCAGGAUUGCAGACUUGCUGGCAGAGCUCGCUGAUGAGAGAAGUGCAAGUGAGUCAGCAUCCCAAUUGCUGGAGGCUGAGACUUCAGAGAGAUUACGCUUGGAGAAGGAUAUGAAGGAUCUACAGGUGAAGUUUGACGCCAUGAAGAAACAGUUAGAAUCACAGGAGAUGGAGGUGAUGGAAGCACGACUGCUGAAAACAUCAGAGCUAAAUGGGGAGAUGGACAAUGAUGAUGACAACGAUGCUGGAGGAGAGUGGCGGAUAAAAUACAACCGAGCCAUUCGUGAAAUGGACUUUACCAAAAAGAAACUCCAGCAGGAGUUUGAUGACAAGCUGGAGACAGAACAGCAGAGCAAAAGACAUCUAGAGAGAAAGCUGGCUGAUUUGCAGACAGAUAAUGAGGAUUUGCAGCGCUCUGUGCAGCAGCUGAAGAAAAAGUGCCAGAAACUGACUGCUGAGCUGCAGGACACCAAGCUUCAUCUGGAGGGCCUACAGAGCCGCAACCAUGAUCUGGAGAAGAAGCAGAGGAAAUUUGACCUGGAGCAGAACCAGGCUCAGGCUGAGGUACAGAGGGAAAAGAGCCAGAGGGAGAAGCUGGCUCGAGAGAAAGACAUAAUGACUGGCGAGAUGUUUAACCUCCGCCAGCAGCUGCAGGACAAGGACACGGAAUUGUGUGCCAUGAAUGUGAAGGUGCAACAACUGGAGGCAGAGCUACAGGAUCUGUCCUCCCAGGAGUCUAAGGAUGAGGCCUCGCUUGCCAAGGUCAAGAAGCAGCUUCGUGACCUCGAGGCCAAGGUGAAAGACCAGGAGGAGGAGCUGGAUGAACAAGCUGGAACUAUCCAAAUGCUUGAGCAGGCUAAGCUGCGGCUUGAGAUGGAGAUGGCGAGGCAGCGGCAGACCCACUCUAAAGAGAUUGAGAGUAAGGAGGAAGAGGUCGAGGAGAUCAGGCGAUCUUGCAGUAAGAAGCUGAAACAGAUGGAGGUACAGCUGGAAGAGGAGUAUGAAGACAAGCAAAAAGUAUUGCGUGAGAGAAGAGAGAUGGAGUCCAAACUGCUGAAUGCUCAGGACCAGGUGAGCCAGAAGGAUGUGGAGACAGAGAAGAGGCUGAGGAAAGACCUGAAGAGAACUAAAGUCCUUCUGGCUGAUGCACAGAUUAUGCUGGACCACCUAAAGAGUAAUGCCCCCAGCAAGAGGGAGAUCGCUCAGCUCAAAAAUCAACUCGAGGAGUCAGAGUUCACCUGUGCUGCAUCAGUGAAGGCUCGAAAGGGCAUGGAGCUUGAAAUAGAGGACUUGCAUAUCCAAAUGGAGGAUGUGGUCAAAGCUAAGAUGUCGUUGGAGGAGCAAGUCAGCCGUCUGCAAAGGGAGAAGAAUGACCUGCAGUCACGCAUGGAGGAGGAUCAGGAGGACAUGAAUGAGCUGAUGAAGAAACACAAGGCUGCAGUAGCCCAAUCUGCCAGGGACUUGAGCCAGAUCAGUGACCUGCAGGCCCAGCUGGAAGAAGCCACAAAGGAGAAGCAGGAGAUCCAGGAAAAGCUCCAUUCGCUACAGAACCAGUUAGAGUUCCAAGAGCAGUCCAUGGUGGAGAAGUCACUUGUGAGCCGUCAGGAGGCUAAAAUCCGUGAGCUGGAGACCAAACUGGAGUAUGAGAAAACGCAGGUUAAGCGCUUGGAGAGUCUGGUGGGUCGUCUGAAGGAGAAUCUUGAAAAGAUAACAGAGGAGAGAAACCAACGCAUUGCUGCAGAAAACAGGGAGAAGGACCAGAAUAAGCGCGUGCAGAGGCAGCUAAGGGACAUGAAGGAAGAAAUGGCGGAGCUGUCCAAGAAGGAGGCUGAGGCAAGCCGCAAGAAGCACGAGCUGGAAAUGGACAUCGAGAGCUUAGAGGCAGCAAAUCAGAGCUUACAAGUGGACCUUAAACUAGCCUUCAAGAGGAUCGGGGAUCUGCAGGCUGCCAUUGAGGAUGAGAUGGAGAGUGAUGACAAUGAUGACCUCAUUAACAGUUUGCAAGACAUGGUGACAAAGUAUCAGAAAAGAAAGAACAAAACUGGGGAGGAGACGGACACAGAUUCAGAAGUGGAGGAUCGUGUGGAUGGGGUUAAGUCGUGGCUCUCCAAGAACAAAGGCUCCACCAAGACCAUGCCAGAUGAGGGAAGUCUAAAGAGCACCAGAUAUUCAGCAAAUGCAGAUGCCAAAGAGAUGAAAGAAGGUAAGGAGAAGAUUAAUGACAAAGAUGGGAAAGAGGCAGAGCUGAGCAGAUCAGCGUCUGUCCUGAGCUCCCUAAGCUACCGGAAGCGCUCCAAUCUGAAGGACUCCAUAGGGGGUACAGGCGAUGACAGCUCCCUGUUCAACACUCUCAAAGAACAGCCUGACAUACCAGACCAUGCCUCCAUACGCAAGUCUAAGUCAAAGUCUGGAGAGCUCCAGGAAGAUCGGAAGCAGAGUUGGUCGCAGGAAGAUUUGGAUGACAAAGGCUCUGUCAUCUCUGUAGCCUAUUCUGAAGCCACCAGCAGAGCCAGGAAGGGUUUGGAGUCCCGCUGGACUUCCCGCAGCAGCCCUGAGUUUGAUAAGGAGUCCAUGGUAUCCUCUGCGGCUCCCAGCAGGAUGUCCACCAGGAGAUCCAUGAUGGACAUGGAUGAUGACAAUAAGUCCACUAUCAGCAGUGUGAGCCGGUCCAGCCCCCGAUCACUGCAUCGCAGCACAUCUUGGAAAGAUGAGAGACGCAGCAGCUCCCGCUUGUCCCUCGCCCGCAGCUGCGGCCUCAGUGAGUAUGGUCUACACGUAGAUGAUGACGACGAUGAUGAUGAAGGCAAGAGCGUGGCUUUUAGCAGAGGGAGAGCCUCACCUUACAGUCCCUGCUCUCUCAGUCGCAGUUGUUCUACACCAGCUCAGCCACGCUCCUCAGACAACAAUCCAGCUGACAUGUCUGACAUUAAAUUAGUCACCCAUCGCAACUACUUGGAUCCUGACCUAGAGGCUGCAAUUAAUGAGGUACUGAGCUUCAAACCUAUUAAGUUCAAGCGCAGCAAACUUGAUGAGUCUAGUGAUGAGGAUGUGGAUGAGAAGAUAAAACAACUAAGUGAGGACAGUAGGAAGAAGGUAGAAAAUGAGGGGCUGGGCUGCAGCACAUCUAAUGUGCUUCGUUCUUCAUCGGGCUCCGCUCUGGACCACAGUAACAGGCCAUCCAGUAUCAGCAGCUCUCGCAGUUGUAUAGAUAAAAAAGGUAAAGUUUCAUCAUCUGAGAGCUCCUCAUCUUCAGAUGAUCAUCGUAGCCGAAAGAGCUCAAAGUUGAAAAAGGGCAAAAAGUCCAAGAAGAGCUCUAAGAAAAAACAGAGCGAAUCAGAAGAUUCUUCUUCCUCUUCUGAGUCUUCCUCCUCCAAUUCAGCCAUCUCCUAUCGCAGCUCCAGCAGUAUUAAAAAGUGCCCAAAACAAGUAUCUGAUGAUGAUGAGAAGGAGCUUACAGGUCGUGGACAAACUGGCAAGAAGGAACCCAAGAAGAAGCAGAAGAAAAUGGAUAGCUUGGUGAUGAAGUACCUGUACAGGCCUGACAGUGACUGAUACCAAAAGAAGCCCUCCUGUGCGCCGGAGAGACACGAGUCUGCCCAGAUCAGAUGAAGAGGAUGAGGUGGAUGGAGACGGGGGACAGGCGCCGAGGCAGAUCAACUGUGAGGGCUCAUUGGCAGAGAACUCAUCAUAAC
This is a messenger RNA of Archocentrus centrarchus (flier cichlid), 7728 nucleotides long. RefSeq names its product unconventional myosin-XVIIIa-like. Lineage: Eukaryota; Metazoa; Chordata; Actinopteri; Cichliformes; Cichlidae. The record is from RefSeq and is a predicted model, not a curated record. Gene Ontology annotation, biological process: actomyosin structure organization. The transcript has 43 exons. Gene Ontology annotation, cellular component: myosin filament; myosin II complex; cytoplasm. Bases 221 to 7588 code for a protein of 2455 amino acids. Gene Ontology annotation, molecular function: actin filament binding; ATP binding; cytoskeletal motor activity.